This is a messenger RNA of Funneliformis caledonium, 1404 nucleotides long. The record is from the annotation of a GenBank genome assembly. NCBI's taxonomy places the organism in Eukaryota, Fungi, Glomeromycota, Glomeromycetes, Glomerales, Glomeraceae.
AUGACUGCAGUUCUUAGGAGCAAGACAUACUUGGAUUUUAAAGUACCUAAUAAAAAGUAUACCUACGUUUACUUUAAGAUGGUAGAAGCGCAAUUCUGGCAAUUAAAACAUUAUUUAGGUUUUCGUCUGAAAAAUGAUGAUAUAAUUUUACCAUGGUCCGUUGUCUACGAUGAUUGGCAAGUUUCUUUGAAUCGUAUUGCACAAAAUACAAUUAAGAAAAUUCCAGGCUGUAUAACCGUAUUCUGUAAGGAACUCCUUAAUAUCUGUAAUACCUUUGAAGGAUCCGAAAUACGGCAAAGAUGUGAGGAGUUGUAUGAUGAUUUUUAUCAACGGAACCUUGACAAGCAGAUUGCAGAGAGAAUUCGGCUCCUUGACACAACCGUAUUCUCUGAACAUAAAUUUUCAGAAUUUCUACGAGCAUCGAGCAAAAAACGGACAGGAGAGAAUAACGAAGCCUCGUCGAGCGGAAAACGAGUUCGUCAUGUAGAUCACGCGGAUAAUUUCGUACCUGAAUUGUUCCAAAAUCACGAAGAAAAUGAGGAAGUCUUAUCUUCUGACGUUGAAUGUUCUAAUAGAAAACAAGAUGAUGAUGAAUCUAUUUUGAAAAUCUUUGGAAAUGAGAUUGAAUACUCAGAGACAAUGAAGGGCAUCUAUCUUGAACAUAAAAAACACUAUCCUGGUAAUACCAUAAUUGAUUUGCGACCAAGGUCUAAAUUUUUCAAACAACUUUCUAAUAAAGUUGUCCAAGAUUAUAAUCAAGAAAUUGAGCAGAAAUCAGGCAACCUGAUUCCAGAUAAUAAGCUGAAUGGCAGGAUAAGAUUGAUGACUUUCAAUCUCCAAAAAAACGAUGAUAAACCAAAUAGUGAUGAUAAACUGUUAGUGGCGACAAUAAGAAUAAUACGACGUACGUUACCACAAUUUAUAAAGGCAUUUUCUCUUGGCGCAUUUAAUCCUCUGCAAGACAUUAAAGCAAUAGAAAAACCUCAUUUAAAUUCAUACGUUCAUCCAUGCCUGGAAGCAGCACUAUGGCAUGUUGCACGAAUUAAUUAUAUAUUUGGGGAGAUUCCUUCUCAAAACCAUGUGAAGCGAGAAUGUGCCGAUGGUGCCGGGUAUAUGACGGGCGCUGAUAAAUUCCAAUUAAUAUAUGUGGAAGGGGCAAGGCCUAAGGCGAAGGAAAAUAAAGAAUUGGCAGAUGCAGAAAAAAUUGCAAGGAAUUUAGAAACGAUGUUUGCAUCAAUUGGUAGAGAAACCAUUAACAAUAGAAGGCGUAUCCCAAACGGAAUGGCUGUCUUCGGAGGACAGAGCGAAUUCUGUUUACAUGAAAUUGAAAAUGCAAAUCUUCCUCGAGAUUUUACUGAGAUGGCAGACUUUGUGUGGUAUUAUGAAUGCAUUUUAAAAUGGGCA